CCCUCCCUUACCGCAGUCUUUCUGAAUUACGUAUUAUAUGGGCGUGGCAGAACUGUGUAUAUAAGGUCGUGCUCAGUUCUUGUUGCGCAGUCUGUAUUCUUGUUUUCUGUUCGUUGAGAUACCGGAUUAAAGUUCGACAUGUCUGCUUCUGAUGAAGGAAAACUUUUUAUUGGUGGUCUGAGCUUUGACACCAACGAACAAAACUUGGAGACAGUGUUUUGCAAAUACGGAGAAAUCCAAGAGGUGGUGGUCGUUAAGGAUCGUGAGACUAAGAGAUCAAGAGGGUUUGGCUUUGUUACCUUUCAAAAUCCAGAGGAUGCUAAAGAUGCCAUGGCGGCAAUGAAUGGCAAGUCUGUUGAUGGACGUCAGAUCCGUGUUGAUCAGGCAGGCAAGUCUUCUGGAGACAGAAGGGGAGGUUACCGAGGAGGUUCAUCUGGUGGCAGAGGAUUCUUCCGUGGAGGCAGAGGUCGUGGUGGUGGAGACAGAGGUUAUGGUGGCAGAUUUGACAGUGGCAGCAGAAGUGGAGGAUAUGGUGGCAGCAGCGGCUCAAGGGAUUAUUAUGGAAGUAGCAGGAGUCAAGGAGGCUAUGGUGACCGAUCUGGAGGAUCCUACAGAGACAGCUAUGACAGUUAUACAAACGAGUAAAAUCCAUUCCUGACUCAAGAUCGUCCUUCCAUUGGCUGUAUUUAUAAAGAUUUUUGGAGCUUCGCAGAAACAUUAUGUAGUACAUCUCCUUGUGUUCAUUUUUUUUUUUUUUUUAAACUGUCUCGCUUAAGCCUGACACUGACCUGUAAUGACAAUUUUUAUUUUUCCUUUCAUACUGUCUUGGUGUGAUCAUAACAUGUCACAUCCUGUUCUAAAAUUGGGGAAUACUCCAUGUUCUAUGUAAAGUGCAUUGUAGGGGAGCUGGAUCCCUUUCCCACAUGGGUACUGUUCAAGCUUUGAAGCAUGAGUCAGACCUGUUCGUGCUCAUGUAUCUAUACAAGCACUCAACUUUGUUCAUGUAUAUAGACUUUGGGGUCAGCAGCCCUGUUUCUUUUGAAUGAUUCUUUAGUAUAUCAAAGUGGGGUACAGCUCAGGUGCACUGUAUAUAGUGGCUAGCCUCCUUGGUAUAUCUAAAGAAUUUCCUGUUCAGAAAAUGAAGUUCUUGAAAAUGUUUAUAAUUUUUGUAUUUUUUUUUUUUUUAACUUUAAAAUUGAGAAUGUAUGAAGUGUUUAAGGAUCUCUUGUAUUAUACUUUCCUUUGGCUUCACGAAGCCUAUUAAAAGACCAUCUGAAAAGAA
This is a messenger RNA of Bombina bombina (fire-bellied toad), 1282 nucleotides long. RefSeq names its product cold-inducible RNA-binding protein B. The record is from RefSeq and is a predicted model, not a curated record. NCBI's taxonomy places the organism in Eukaryota, Metazoa, Chordata, Amphibia, Anura, Bombinatoridae. Gene Ontology annotation, biological process: positive regulation of mRNA splicing, via spliceosome. Gene Ontology annotation, cellular component: spliceosomal complex. The transcript is spliced from 7 exons. Bases 139 to 645 code for a protein of 168 amino acids. Gene Ontology annotation, molecular function: RNA binding.